Molecule: messenger RNA, 1884 nt
Organism: Ostreococcus tauri
Lineage: Eukaryota; Viridiplantae; Chlorophyta; Mamiellophyceae; Mamiellales; Bathycoccaceae
Product: P-loop containing nucleoside triphosphate hydrolase
Exons: 1
Coding region: 1-1884 (627 amino acids)
Cellular component (GO): mitochondrion
Molecular function (GO): GTP binding
Source: RefSeq, a predicted model, not a curated record
AUGAUUCGACGCCGCGCGACGGCGACGGCGACGGCGACGGCGACGCAGACGACGACGCGCGAUGCGUGUGCUCGCGCGCGCGCUCGCGCGAACGCUCGGGACGGGACGGUGGACGAGCGCGCGUCGGUUCGGGGACGGGCGAGCGCGAGCGUCGGGGCGAGGUCGGCGGCGCUGGGCUCGGGACGGAUGACGACGACGACGCGGACGACGACGACGACGCGAACGCGCGCGCGGGCGAGCGCGGGGGUGGGGGGGAGCGCGUGCCCGGGAUGUGGGGUGGGAUUGCAAGACGUUGAUGCGAACGCGCCGGGGUUUUACGUGACGCCGAAGAAGAUGUUGGCGGCGGCGGACGCGGACGCGGACGCGGACGCGGAAGACGAGGAGGCGUUCGACGUCGACGCGGGUGGGUUCGAGUUCGAUGCGGACGAUGAUGAUUUUGACGACGAUGAUAUCGAUGAGACGCUGACGCUUCCGGGGUACGAGUUGGCGCCUUUGGUCGACGCGGAGGACGCGGAGGCGAAAUUGGACGCGUUCAACGCGCUGUUCGACGAGGACGACGAGGGAACGAAACGAAGGGCGAAGAAGAAGAAGAAGGGUCCGCCGGUCAUAGUGUGCGCGCGGUGUUUCGCGCUGCGAACGAGCGGUAGGGUGAAGAACGAGGCGGGGGAAUCGCUUUUGCCGUCUUUCGACUUCGAGCGCGUCAUCGGGGACAGGUUUAAUCGACUGAGGGAAAAGAAUAGCGCGGUCGUUUUACUCAUGGUGGACUUGAUCGAUUACGACGGUUCGUUUCCGGUCGACGCCGUAGAUGUCAUCGAACCGUACGUGCAAAAGGGUGUGCUGGAAGUCCUGCUCGUUGCGAACAAAGUGGACUUAAUGCCGGCGCAGUGCACGCGAACGCGCUUAACCUCCUUCGUUCGUCAGCGAUCGAAAGAUUUCGGCCUUUCACGAUGCUCGGGCGUGCACUUGGUGAGCGCAAAGGCAGGAAUGGGAAUGGAAAUCUUGGCGAACCAACUCGAGGAGAUGCUCGACAGAGGGAAGGAGGUGUACGUCGUCGGGGCGCAAAACGCUGGCAAGAGCUCACUCAUCAAUCGACUGAGCUCGAAAUACGGUGGACCGGGCGAAGAGGACGGUGGUCCGAUCGCGAGUCCGCUCCCAGGGACGACGCUCGGCAUGGUCAAGCUCGCGAGCUUGCUCCCCAAUGGCUCGGACGUGUACGACACUCCUGGGUUGUUGCAACCGUUCCAGCUGUCGGCUCGGCUCACGGGCGAAGAGAUGAAGAUGGUGCUCCCGAACAAGCGCUUAACGCCUCGGACGUACCGUAUCCAGGUCGGUGGAACCAUUCAUAUAGGUGCUUUGGCGCGAAUAGAUCUGUUGGAGUCUCCGCAGCGCACGCUGUACCUCACGGUGUGGGCAUCCAACAAAGUCCCGACCCACUACUCGACGUCAGCCAAGGCGGCGGACACUUUCCUGGAGAAACACGCUGGGACGAAGAUGACUCCUCCGCUUGGGCAAGAACGCAUGCAGCAGUUCGGUCAGUGGGGCUCGCGUUUGGUGAACGUCUACGGUGAAGACUGGCAGAAAUCGACGCGAGACAUCUCCAUCGCUGGGUUGUGUUGGAUCGGCGUCGGCUGCAACGGUAACGCUUCGUUCCGUGUGUGGACGCACGAGGGCGUGCAAGUGGUCACUCGCGAGGCGCUCGUGCCGGAUAUGGAUAAACAGUUGAUGUCACCCGGGUUCUCGUUCGAAAACGUCGGCGGUGGGUCGUCGGGAUCUAACAAAAAACCAAACGAGCGUGCAAACAGACAGAGAGGCAUCGGUGGUGGAGGAGGCGGGCGUGGUGGCGAACGCGGUGGUGGACGAGGUCGAAGUGGUUCGAAACGAUGA